GUCCCCUUAACUCGGGAGUGUUACGCGAUCCGUGCUCACCGAGUAGGUUUGCAGUCAAGGGGUCUGUCCGACUGUAUUUUUGCGGAGCCUCUCCAAUAUAUGACCGCCUUGGGGAGUAACUGUGGUCUAGCCAUGGUAUGGGACGCUGCUGUGGUGGUCGCUUCUUUCGUCCAAAUAUCCUCGGGUCCGCCGCGCCUGUCUUACCGGGUAAGGUGGACGAUUAUGAAUAUGUUAUGAUUUCUCCCGACAAUGUCUCGGAACUCGUGGCUGGAGAGUAUAAACCCACCAAACUUACGGAGGACGAAUUGUUGAAAUCGGACGACGAGAUCGUUGCCGAUUCCAAUACCGGUUGUACCAGUCACAGUACACCGGCGUCUAAUCCAAUCCAACCAACAACCAAAAAAAUCGACGGCACUCCGUCUACCAGUCAAAGUAGACCGAGUGCCAACCGCACGCCAACGCUUAAAACUGCCAGUCUAAGCAGUAAGGGCAAUACAAAAUCUCGGAAAAAAACGGCCAACAUGGCACGCAAAAAUCGUUACCAGCGAGCGCUUUUUAUGCUAAAGAAAAUUGAGGGCAAUAAAAAAGAAGGCAAGGUCCAUGAACGAGACGAAGCCGACGCUGUUAAAUACCGCGCCAUUGUGGAGGAGUAUCUUCAUGAUGAAGGUCUGCGCCAGUCUGUUAUCACCGGCAAGAACGUCGGAGAUGGCGGCAAGCGUAACAGAUCUCAGGAAGAUCCCGGCAAGGAGGCGAAGCGGCACAAAGAUGGAACGGGGGAUGGAAAGCUAAUGUCAAGACCGGCACAAGCUUCUCGUCCCUUCAGUGAAGUGGCGAGAGACCAUCUCAGUGUGGCCUUGAUCGACGAACACAACUCUAACGGCAAGCUGCUGAUGGAGAGGUGGGCGCUGAUUGAGACCAAACUGUCCGAAUUGGUUAUGGCUGAGCUCAUGACUAAUCCGGGGUCCGUUCCUUCUUUUGACUGCGCAGAUAUCGUCCGUGGUCACCGAGUGAUCAGAUGCGACGACGAGUAUUCGCGGAGUUUUCUCAGCAAGGCGAUCACUAAGAUUAGUGAGAACUGGGACGGUUUAAAGCUCAAACUUGUCCCUGCGGCGGAAAUUCCAUCGAGGCCUCGAGCGCGCGUAUGGUUACCCAAAAACCUUGGUCCUCCUGACCUUAUUCUGCAGCAGCUAAAGCUACAAAAUCCAGAAAUCCUGAUGGAAGACUGGUCGGUUCUCAAGACCGAAGAACCGCAAAAACACAGCCAAUCGUACUUACUUCUUAUCAACGAAGAAUGCUUGCCAGUCAUUGAGGCUAAUGACUGCAAGCUGCGUUACGGCAUCCGGAAGGCAAAAAUUAAAAUCUUUAAAAACGCGCCACCGGAUAAUAUUCUGGAUGAGGUUGAGGGCACUAGUAAGCUGCUAGAUGACCUCAUCAUCGAUAGCAAACCUUGUUGAUGUAUUAAUGGCCAAGGUCGUGCAGAUAAACCUGAAACACUCUAAAUGUGCCACGGAUAAUCUGGCUGUCUUACUCAGGGAGGAGGACAUCGACCUUGCCAUCAUCCAAGAGCCCUGGGUUCAUAGCUCAUGUGUCAAAGGGCUCAACAUCAAUGGGUAUAAUCUUUUUUAUGACAAAGGACAGGUUCUUUAGAUAUAACCACCAUCCGGAUAGAGCGGAAGCUAAAACCUGCGAUUUUGGUAACAUCCGCCUACAUGCCACACGACGAUGAGGCACCUCCAGAAGGGGUACUACUAGUCCAAAAUUUCGCGCAGACCGAGAAGCUAGCCUUGCUGAUGGGUUGUGAUGCCAAUGCCCGGCACUCCUUGUGGGGAAGCUCGGAAAUUAACGAUAGAGGUGAGUCUCUUUUUGAUUUUAUAUUAAAAUGUAAUCUAGAAGUAUGUAAUAAGGGUAACACUCCCACCUUCAUUUUUCCGAGUACGGAUGAUCGUGUAGGCUGGGAAGAGGUUUUAGAUAUUACCCUUUGUUCGACUUCGUGCUCUUUAACGAUCAAUGAUUGGAGAGUUUCAACCAGGAACUCCUUCUCUGAUCAUAGAUAUAUCAUGUUUGUGAUGAAUAUUCCCAUGGUAGCUAAGCAAUCUCACCGUAAUCCCAGGAAGACAAACUGGGAUACUUUCAGGUCAUUGCUCAAUAGAAAAAUCAACAUAGCCCCCGCUCCAAUUAACUCGAUUAGGGAAUUGGAGUGCAGGGUCAACUCUUUGACAAAUAAUAUUAUUUCUUCCUUUGAAGCAUCAUGUCCUCGCUCGUAUGCGAAGAAGUGUAGGCCACCAUGGUGGAACGAGAAGCUCU
Molecule: messenger RNA, 2304 nt
Organism: Teleopsis dalmanni
Lineage: Eukaryota; Metazoa; Arthropoda; Insecta; Diptera; Diopsidae
Exons: 2
Coding region: 138-1454 (438 amino acids)
Source: RefSeq, a predicted model, not a curated record